Molecule: messenger RNA, 2913 nt
Organism: Naegleria fowleri
Lineage: Eukaryota; Heterolobosea; Eutetramitea; Acrasida; Naegleriidae
Exons: 1
Coding region: 1-2913 (970 amino acids)
Source: RefSeq, a predicted model, not a curated record
AUGUCUUUAUCAUCGAGCACUGCUUCGUCCGAAACUGUUUACAAUCAUCAUCAUGAAAACAAACACUCACAUCUCUCAAAUGGCAACUGUGCAGUUGUCACAUCAUUGAAUAAUUGCGAAAAUUAUGAAAUCUAUAUUCAAAAUAUUAUUUCACAACUGGAGUCGGAUGACGUUUUAAUGAAAUAUAGCAUUUCCAAAGAAGAUGCAAGUAUAGCCAUCGAACAAGCAAGAGGAAUGAUGGAAUUACAUGGCAAAAAGUGGUUGUCAUUCAUUGAUUCUCAAUUACUUUCGUUCGAUGUCACUGAUUUUCAACGACAAGAAUUCAUUGACAACAUUUCCAAGUUCAAUUUGGAGAAAAUUCUCAUCACUGUCUUGAUGGAAAUUCGAGGAAUGGUCAAAAUGUCAGAAAUUCGAGAACGAAACAAUCUACUCAAUAUUUCAACUCAAGAAGUGUGCUUUCUAGUAUUUUAUACUUUUAAAUUUGCACUCGAGAGAAAUGUGGAUGAAUCGUUUUUGGAAUUCAUUCACAACAUUUGUGAAUUGGGUAUCGAUGGUGUGAAAUUUAAUGAAUUUCUCGUGAAUGGCACUCUACAUUUGGAUCCAUCACUCACUUUCUCUGAGGAACAACAACAUUCCAACAAUGAUAAAGCCACCACUGACACCACUGACACCACUGCCUCAAUACCAACAUCACCACCAUCACGACCUUCUCAUCAACAUCAAUACGACGGAGAAAAUGCUUCCAUGUUGGUUGGUGAUGAAACAAUCACUGUGAGUGAUCAUCCUAAGGAUGGUCAUGAUGAUGAAAGUACUUUCCAUGUGGGAGAGGACUUUCCCAUGAUGCAUCAUCCCUUUGAUGAUGAACAUUUACUGAAUGCAUUGCGAGCACUCCUCAUGUCCAUGCAUCCUCCUCCUCAUCCUCCUCAGGAACGUUCAGGUGAUUUCAAUAGAAUCACCACCUCUCUUAGUAGUGUUGUUGAAGAUCAAUUAUUACAACAUCAACAACCACCACCACCAAUGAUGUGCCUGAUGAGUAGUAGUAGGAUGAAGAACACGGUAAAGACCUCAUCAACUCUUUCUAAUGCAACUACUACCAUCACUUCUACCAUCACUUCUACCAUCACUAACACCACUCCUAGACCUACACUAUCCCAUCAUCAACAACAGAUACUACCACAACAACCACAACAAGAAUCACCAACUAGUUUAAUUUCUUCUUCUUCUUCCUCCUCUUCCAUAAUGAAUCAUCCGAAUCAUAAUAAGGGAAGAGAAGAAUCGAGUUCUCAUACGACGACCACUCUUCUUGAUCCCAUCAUGGAGGUGGUUGAGAAGAUUCUCGGACCAUCUCAACAACAACAAGAAGAGCUCUAUAAAGAGUAUCUACGAAAAGCAUAUAGUCUAUUCGGAUGGAUGGAGAAAUUAAGCCCUGAUGAAACCGAGUCGAUGCUUCCCAUCCUGGAUUCGUAUGUGUGCAGUAUGCCCACACAAUUAACCAUUUCUAACAACAACCAUUCUCCUAUUGAAUCAUCUUUUGUUUCUUCUUCAUCAUCAAUUGCUCGACUCAUGUUGGAGUCAAGAAAAGACUUUCUCCAAUUGAGAAAUAAGGUUCUCAAACGAUGGCAAUCGAAUAUGAAUUAUUUCAAAUUGAGAGGAAAAGAAAGGGAAGCACAACGAUGUAAGAAAUUGAUGGACAAUGAGAAAUUCAUUAACUUUGAAACAUGCAAUCAUUACUUUCCACAACGUUUCAAAUUUCAUCGAUUUUUCACAAGCAUGACACGAAAAGCUCAACACAAUGCGCUCAAGAUGAAAAUUCUGGUCACAAAAAUCUCAGAAAAUGAUACCAAUGAUGUCACAUUUCGAAGAAUUUCAUCUAUUUUCUAUAGCAACAAAUUUGGUCAUUAUCACUUAUCAUUGGUUAUUGGAAGUACGAAAAUCGAAUGGUGUGAUGGAAGUCUCGUGGUGGCCACUCCUAUGAAUAAUCUCCUUUCAGAUAAGAUUAUAUUUCAAUAUACUUGUUACAAGACAAGUGAUGCAAAAGAAAUCAACAGAAUUAUUGACACAGUGUCAGAAAUGGCUACCAAAUGGAAUCGAGAAAAAACCUAUUCCAUGUUCUUUUGCUCGUGUCAACAUUUUAUUGUAGAACUUCUUAAAGCAUGUGGAAUCAAUUAUCAACAGGAAAGUAGCAUUCAAGAACAAUUGAAAAGAUUAAGACUCUAUGAUCGAAGAAUUAUCUUUAGAAGGAGUUUUGAUGCCAUUCCAAAAACACUUGUCGACCAAUACUUUCGUGAUUAUUUAAAUCAACUUUUUCAGAGCUCAAAAACAGAUCUUUCCUAUGAUAGUGUGCCUUUGGGAUCAAAAGACAGCAUAGGAGAAUCUCUACAGAGAAUUGCACACUUUUUCACAUGUUCAACCAAAACAACCAUUGAACAAUUCAACCGAUUAGAACUCGAUUGUUUGUAUUAUAUUUUAACCCGCAGUGGAAAGAAGUCAAAUUCUGAUCACAAGUUGUUAGAAGCAUUCGAUCGAACCUUUCUCAUUGCUAACAAGACAGAAUAUAUUUAUGUGUCUUCCCUGUUUAAAAAACAUUUUGAAAACAACAUGACACACAGUCAAUUACCAAUCGACGAUCGUUGUGCCAAACAAAUUUUGCAACAUUCAAGAAUUGAACAGAAAUAUUUUGAGCUCAUUUACGAAUACAUGAAUCAAUCCAAGUAUGACAAGACGUGCCGAGAAGAAUUCUCGUUUAUUUGUCAACAAAUGAAAAGGUUUUGGCUGGUGACAAAAAUUUCGAGUUCUGCCUAUCAAAUGUCUUAUCAAGAGACACAGACUUCAGUGGAAAAUUUGCAAUGGAAUUGUCCCGAGUUGAGUGCUUUGACAAAUCUCAAAGAGUGUGUCUAUAAAAUUCAAUUUUAA